CUACUCACUACUCAGAAACCCAUCUGAUCUUCCAAGGCCGAAUUCCUUCAAGGCACCCUCUCCCUCUUCCCUGCGUGUAGUCCAUUCCACCUUUAAAAUGGCAGUCAACAUGCACGACCACCUCGCAAUCCGCAACGUCCUCUCGCGCUACUGCGAAGCGCUGGACACCAAGAUCUUCGACCUGCUCGACAAAGUCUUUGUGCCCGGCGUUGUCGCAAACUAUCCCUUCAACACUGACAUGAAGGGCGUGGAUACUGUUAGAGAUGCUAUUAUAAAAAGGCUAGGCCCAAUUCGCACACAUCACGACCUAACUACCCAAACAAUUAUAUUCGGCCAAGACGGCAAGACGGCAAACGCAGUCACCUACUUCAUCGGCAAUCAUCUAGGUCAGGGGCCCCAUCAAGGCAAAGUGCUCUCCGCAUACGGCCGCUAUGUCGACGAGCUUGUUUGUUUCGAUGCGAAAGACGGCGACUACGAGGGUGUGCAAGGCGCCAGCGGGAUUUGGCGCAUCAAGAGGAGGACGGUGUUAUUCUCAGGACGGAUCGGUGAUGAGAAAAUUAUGAGUGAGUAUUGAAGCGCUAGUUGCUCGCUUGUGGGAGUGAGGGGAUUGGGUUUAUUUGUAUUUAUUUGAUACAGUGUGAUGGGAUUAAAGAGACGCUGUGAAGCGAAGCUACGCAUUAAGACUGGGCUUGUAGGUAGCCGGAGGAAAGAUGCAAGUGAUGCGCAUUGCCAAUGAAAUCGCGGGUAUCGCAGAGAAGGAAAUGUCCAAAGAAAGUCCAAG
Lindgomyces ingoldianus is the source of this 781-nucleotide messenger RNA. RefSeq lists its product as uncharacterized. The transcript has 2 exons. Lineage: Eukaryota; Fungi; Ascomycota; Dothideomycetes; Pleosporales; Lindgomycetaceae. The record is from RefSeq and is a predicted model, not a curated record. The coding region runs from base 98 to 574 and encodes 158 amino acids.